UUUUGAUAGUAAAACUUGUAUUUUCCCAUCGAUCAUUCUCUGUGACCUUUCGAUAGUUUCACUCACGCGCCCAUCUCUAAGUGGAGCACAAGCCACGAGCUUUUCUGUGUGCUUGCGAUAAGAUAUUGUACUUGAUAUCUGUGGAAGUGUCGCAGCAAAGAAAUUCAACAGCGAUUUGUCAGCUAACUGUGCAGUGUGGUAGUCAACACGUUCCCAGAAAGAACUCCCAAACUCCAUGACGAUGACGAGAGCCGCCACCACAAAAAGACUGAACUUUGCACCAAAAUUCAUCAGUGGAUUGCUGUUGCUGCUGCUGCUGCUGUUGGAUGGCACACAAACGGAGCAAAUCGAUGCUAAUGAUGAGGAAGUGGAUCGCUUCUGUUAUCCCGCCAAGUAUAAGAACACACGCCUCUCCUGUGAGUGCAGCAAUGUGAGUGCCGCACCGUGGGGCAUGCGUGCGUUGCACAUUGAUUGCAGCUAUAAGGACUUCAAGGCCGAGGAUCUAACGGGUCUGCUGCCACUCUACAUUGAUACCUUGGAUCUGUCGUGGAAUGCUUUGGAUCGUGCGCCAGUGUUUACCAGCGAUAGUCUGCGUCUGCUCAACUUGAUGCACAACAACAUCAGCUCGAUUGCGGCCAACAACUUUGGCAGCUUGACGAGUCUGCGUGAGCUAUACUUAAGCUGGAAUAGCAUUCAACAGCUGGACGCACAAGCGUUUCAGAGUUUGCCCCAUCUUACGGUGCUCAGUCUGGAGCACAACAAUCUGCACACGCUGCCAUCGCAAAUCUUUUCCCCGCUGUUGGUGCUGGCCACGCUGGAGCUGUCGUGGAAUCGCCAGCUAAAUCAGAGCAUUGGCCAGGAUGUCUACACCACCUUUGGCAUCAAUCAGAAGUUGCAGAAACUCCAGCUGGAUGCGUGCAAUCUGCAGGAACUUCAACUCCCCAGAACGGCGCCAUUGAUCGAGCUCUCGCUGCGUCGCAAUCAGUUCGAGCGUGUGCCCAGUCAGCUGCCCGCAUCGCUGCACAGUCUGGACAUCAGUGAGAAUCGCCUGCAGCAUUUGCAGCCGGAGGAUACGCGUCAUCUGUCCCAGAUUCGUCAACUCUUCGUGGAGGACAUGCCACAGCUACGCAGCAUCGAUGCCCAUUCGCUGGCCUCGCUUCAUGCGGUGGAAUCAAUGAGUUUCCAGAACACACGCAGUCUCAACUAUAUCGAUGGCGAUGCCUUCGUUUCGGAGAGUGGAAAUCAAACGCUUCCGCCAUUGAAAUCGAUCAUAUUUCGCGGCACUUUGGUGCGCAGUUUUAAUGCCAGUCUGUCGCCGGUUUUUAGCAAACUCACCGAACUGGACCUCAACGGUGUGCCGCUUCAUUGCGACUGCAAGCUAGAAUGGCUCAAGAAUCUGGACAUCCAGACCAACGGACGUUGUCUGCUUCCAGCCAGAGUGCGUGGCAUGCUCAUCUCCUCGGUGCGCCGUGACGAGUUCAGCUGCGAAAAGUGGCCACGUUGGAUCUAUGGCAUUAUCAUUCUCGGACUGAUUGCCCUUUGUGCCGCUGGCGUCUAUCUGAUUGUCAUGGGUCUCCGACCACAUCGAGGUGUCACAAUGCGACGCAAGGUUGGAGCGGGCAGUCCUUAUGCCCGUGUCACCAUUGAACCCAAUCGCCAGGAGAACGUACAUUAAGCUCUUUAACUUAUAUUACCUAAGUCUGUGUUAGUUUUGUAGACUAUAUAACUUAAAUACAUUUUAUAAAUCAAA
Messenger RNA from Drosophila sulfurigaster albostrigata, 1750 nucleotides. Its product is annotated as leucine-rich repeat and immunoglobulin-like domain-containing nogo receptor-interacting protein 3. The transcript has a single exon. The record is from RefSeq and is a predicted model, not a curated record. Bases 236 to 1675 code for a protein of 479 amino acids. Gene Ontology annotation, molecular function: protein binding. NCBI's taxonomy places the organism in Eukaryota, Metazoa, Arthropoda, Insecta, Diptera, Drosophilidae.